CACAUCUGGAAGCAGUUUAACUUAUGUAGCUCUCUCAUUCCAGCAGGCCGAAGUCUGGAUUCUGUACAGUUCCAUAAUCACGGAGAAAGGAAAGGAAAAAGGUAAUUUCCAAGUAAAACACCAAAGAUAUUUUUUAAAAAACAAUUCUGCCUCAAAUUAGUUUUGAAGAAACUAAAAAGGAUUUUGAAGUAUCUCGCAUGUAGGAUUUCAAGUGGGAAUCCCAGGAGAAAAAUGGUUCUGACAUGAAUGUUUAUUACACUGAAUCAGCCAGCUAUCCACAGCAACUGCUUGCUUGAAGUUAUUUUUCUGGAGAGAAAAAAUCCACAAUUGCUCUGCUGUUGCCUUAAAAGGUUGCAACCAAAUGAAAGGGCCAUAUGGCUUUAUUACGAAAAAUUAAUCAGAUCCUACUAUUCCUUCUUGUUUUGACUCUCUGUGUUAUUCUGUAUAAUAAAGUUCAAAAGAUGCCAUCUGCUAUUCUGAAUAAUGAAUCCAUUGACUUGGAGAUUGUAGAGGAGAUGGAAGAAGAAAUUCCAGUUGUGCUAUGUGCUCCUGCAGGUAGAAUGGGUGCAACAAUAGCUGCAAUCAACAGCAUUUAUACCAACACAGAUUCAAAUGUCUUGUUCUACAUAGUUGGGCUAAAGAGCAGCAUUCCACAUAUCAGGCAGUGGAUUGAAAACUCUAAAUUAAAAGAUAUCAAGUUUAAAAUUGUGGAAUUCAAUCCUAUGGUGCUUAAAGGGAAAAUCAGACCAGAUGCAACACGUCCUGAAUUACUUCAGCCUCUAAACUUCGUUCGAUUUUACCUCCCUCUACUUACCCAUGAACAUGAAAAAGUGAUUUACCUUGAUGAUGAUGUGAUUGUACAAGGAGACAUUCAAGAUCUAUAUGAUACGAAGUUAACCCGAGGACAUGCUGCAGCUUUUUCAGAUGACUGUGAUCUACCUUCAACUCAUGAAAUGGUUAGAAGUGUAGGAAUGCAGAACACUUAUAUGGGCUUCCUGGAUUAUCGAAAGGAAACAAUCCGAGAUCUGGGUAUAAGUCCCAGCACCUGCACGUUUAAUCCAGGUGUCAUUGUGGCCAACAUGACAGAAUGGAAGCAUCAACGCAUCACGAAGCAGUUAGAAAAAUGGAUGCAGAAAAAUGUAGCAGAAAAUCUAUAUAGCAGCACUCUUGCAGGAGGUGUGGCCACUUCUCCAAUGCUCAUUGUUUUCCAUGGAAGAUAUACAACUAUUAAUCCUUUGUGGCAUAUUCGACAUUUAGGCUGGAGUCCUGAUGCUAGAUACUCAGAUCAUUUUCUUCAGGAGGCCAAGUUGCUUCAUUGGAAUGGGAGAUAUAAGCCUUGGGGCUACCCUAGUGGACACAUUGACUUUUGGGAAAAGUGGUUUGUUCCUGACCCUUCCGGAACUUUUAAACUGAUUCGUCCUAACAACUAAUUAUGCCAAGACAUCGGGAACAGUUUUCAGCAUGAUCAUGGUUGUAUGUGGGAUUUACCUCUUAUAGUGAACAUGGCUCUACUGUAUAAGAUUGUAAUUGAAUCCUAUGAUAUAGAAGCGGCAAAAUGAAACUUUACCACAAGUGCAAUGAGGCCACAAAAUAUGCACACUAUUAUCUUUUUAGCAGGAGCUGAAACUGAAACAUUGUUUCAGGGGAAACAAUCUUUAUACCACCAAGGUCUCUAUUUAAAUAAUUCUGUAAAUAAGAAGUUACCAAAAUAGUUUGUAAUACUUCUGAAUAUUUUUUUUGCCAUAAGUGCAUCUUUUAUAUAUAAAAUUAAGCUAAAUAAAAUUAAGCAUCCAUUAUUUUAUUUCAAAUAAUUUAAAAUUGCUUUGUUGUAACAACACCAAUACAAUUAAUCAUUGACUUUUAAACAAUGUUACAAUAAAGCACCAGAAAAUAUUAUAAGAAUUUGUUCUUGGUUUUUUUUGCACAAAAAAAGGCAGGUCAGACAUAUUAAAUACAUUUUAAAGCACCAUAUUCUAGAACUGAUGUGCAUUCACAUCUCAUUAACCUGGAUGUUUCUUUCAAAACAAGUCAUCCCCUUUUCACAUCAUAAUAGUGAACUUUGCAUGAUCGGCAGCAAGAUAAUUCUCUGUUUUAAAAAAGUGUUCCAGAUCCCUGAUGCAAGGCACUUCAAGCACUUGCAAAAAAGUAUCCAUGUAAACAGUGACACAUAAGUGUGCAAUCUUAAGCACACUUACUAGGAAGUAAACCUUGUUGAAUAUCGUGGAGCUCAAUUUGAAUAAACAUGCAUAAGAUUGUGCUGCAAAUGAAUUUACUAGAUUAUUGACAUGGAGUUUCCACAGAGACUAACCAACAUGAUUAGAACUAGAUACACAUCUUAAUAUUAAAAAGAAUUGGCUUGGAGGAUUAAAUGUACAUUAUUUUAUGGCAGGUCAUAAAUAUGCUCAUCUUUUAAUGAGCAAGAAAUCAAAACACUCUGGAAAAAUUCCAAAGUGACUAGCAAGCUAUGGUUUGAUUUUAAAUUGAUCCAUACAACCCUACUUCCUAACAUUUUAAACAUUUCCAGCUAUUUGUGAAGUAGUUAGAUAAUCUAAAUUAUAUACAUUGAAAUAGAGUUCUAGUACAUAAUUCAAGUAUCUAAAGCACCUAACCAAUAGAUUCUGAAAAAAUUUGUUUACUUCUUUUAUUGCUUUUAUCUCUACCUCUCAAACAGAAAACAGGCUGGAGGAGAAAAGAAGGCAUAGAUAGCACAAACAUUCUCAGUAGGAACUAUGCUUUUAAAAAGACAGUGGUCACAAACUGUUGCACUGCAAAUUUAGCACAUCAUGCAGAAUAUUCUAACAGAGUGCAUAUCCUCCACAAGCAGAACAGUGGAGUGUCAUAGAUAAAAACAGUGCAACUCCUGUUUUCACAUCUAUCUUUCCUUCUCCAAGCCUAACUUAGAGCGAUAAAUACAAAAGUAGUUAUAUCAACUGCAUAGAAAAGCAUUGCUUUACUCAAAGCGAACCAUUUGUUGAUACCAGCAAUGCCAACUGAGAUUGUUGUAACAUAUGCCUACAGAGAGCACCAUAUCCAGUAGUAACUCAGAGCUAAAAUAAUUUGGGAAUGAAGCUGAAAUAAUGAUAAACAGAAAUAAAAAAAAUACAGAAUUGGGUCCCUGAAAAAUAUUUUUGAAUUUAAGGGUAAAUGUGGCUUGACCCCCCCCCCCCCACAUUUUUCAAAAGGCAGUUUUCACAUUUGAUUACCAGUGACAAGACCCAGAGAGAAUUAGGAAUCUAGUCCUUUUUGGGGAAAGAGAGGUAAACUAACCUGUUCUGUCUGAAUAACUUCUCUUAAUGCAUAGGCUUGCAUUUCUACUAUCUUGUUAUGUUACUGUUUGGUAACUGUUAAAUCAACAUUUCUGCCCUUUAAUUCAUAUAAAUGAGCACACACAGGGUAUAUCCCAAAACCGAUAUCUUAAA
Thamnophis elegans (Western terrestrial garter snake) is the source of this 3419-nucleotide messenger RNA. It is a transcript of the gene GLT8D2, whose product is annotated as glycosyltransferase 8 domain containing 2. The transcript has 10 exons. The record is from RefSeq and is a predicted model, not a curated record. Gene Ontology annotation, cellular component: Golgi apparatus. Lineage: Eukaryota; Metazoa; Chordata; Lepidosauria; Squamata; Natricidae. Bases 375 to 1430 code for a protein of 351 amino acids. Gene Ontology annotation, molecular function: glycosyltransferase activity.